AUGGCUGUCUGCAAUUUAACCUUCGAUGAAAUACAAGGGCUCCCCUCACUUGAAGAUGAAUUCGAAUACUUUAGAGUUCUAAGUGGUGAAAAAGAAAUUGAAGUGAAAGCAAGUUCAAGCUUUGAAGCAGCAGUUAAAAUGGCAUUUACCUUACAUGUAAGAGAAGGUGGACAGCUCGAUAUCGAUGAUCGUGGUGUAGUUAUUACUGUUAUCUCGCCAAAUGAAGACGAAUUUAAAUAUAGAGCUAUUAAUGCAGACCCUGUUGCUGUUGAGCUCCUGGAAAAAAAUGUCAAAGUCUCCGAGAAUGAAGUUAAUACGGUGUCUACGACCGACGAUCCUGUUGUUUAUACUUUUACGAACGCGUCUGAGAGACUUGACUUUUCAAACGGUUCAUUAAUCGAUACAACGCUUCGAAACUAUUUUGGGUUUCCUUCGUUUAGACCUCUUCAAAAGGAAACGAUUAUUUCCACUAUGGCUGAAAAGAAUGUUCUUACAGUUGUUGGAACAGGAGGAGGAAAAACUCUCACAUACUUACUGCCUGCCGUUCUUUCUUCCCAUCCUACUCUUGUAUUAUCUCCUAUCAAGUCUUUAAUUGAUGACACCCUAGUUCGCUGCCUAAAUCUUAACAUUCGCAGUUGCAAGUUUACUGGAGAUGUUCCCCAUGAU
Molecule: messenger RNA, 666 nt
Organism: Paramuricea clavata
Lineage: Eukaryota; Metazoa; Cnidaria; Anthozoa; Malacalcyonacea; Plexauridae
Source: the annotation of a GenBank genome assembly